Syzygium oleosum is the source of this 1508-nucleotide messenger RNA. RefSeq names its product bifunctional nuclease 2. Bases 97 to 1059 code for a protein of 320 amino acids. NCBI's taxonomy places the organism in Eukaryota, Viridiplantae, Streptophyta, Magnoliopsida, Myrtales, Myrtaceae. Gene Ontology annotation, cellular component: nucleus; VCB complex. Gene Ontology annotation, biological process: protein ubiquitination. The record is from RefSeq and is a predicted model, not a curated record. The transcript has 10 exons. Gene Ontology annotation, molecular function: protein binding; nuclease activity.
CCCCCCCCCCACUAUUCUUGUUUCCUCCAUCCCGGGAUCAUCAUCGCUUACCUUCAUCACUAAGCUUUCUCUCUCUUCUCUCUCUCUCUCUCUACAAUGCUCGCCGCUCAUCUGUGCGCCCGCGCGAUCCCCGGCUCCGGCGCGGCGGAGCAGCCGCGCGCCACCCGGUUGAUCGCGACUGCGUGCGCCUCCUCUCCCCUCCGCGCGUCGGUCCGGCCGUGCGGGGGGCGGCGGAGGCGGUGCCGCGGCGCCAAAUCCACCACCCCCAUUUCGUGCACGUCGUCCCGCGGCGGCGGAUCGAGCGGCGCCGCCGACGAGGGCGGCGGCGGCGGCGACUAUCUCCAGGCCUCUCUCCUCCUCGCAGAAACCGUUUCUCACUACCGUAUGCGGAGGAGAGGAUAUCAAGUAGAUGUGAACAGUCAGUUAUCGAGGCAAUUGCAUCCAUUUGCAAUCAAAGCAAGGGGUCCUAGUAUAGAUCAAGGAUUCCUUCACCGGUUUCAGAGUCCUACAAUUUUUCUUAAGAUUGUUUGUGAUGGAGAUUUCCUGCUACCCAUUGUUGUAGGAGAGUAUGCGAUUGAAAAACUAAUUGAUGCCCUUCACAGCGGUGAAGAUGGGGAUUGUGCAGAUCAAUAUGAUUUUGUGAAGGAUCUUACAGACAAAGUUGGUUUUGAAAUAAAGAUGGUAAGGAUCACACAAAGAGUGGCAAACACCUACUUUGCCAGAUUGUGUUUCAGUAAGUCAGGGAAAGAUGAUGUCCUAAGUGUAGAUGUUCGUCCAUCAGAUGCCAUAAAUGUGGCUUAUAGGUGUAAGGUGCCAAUAUAUGUAAAUAAGCAAAUUGUCCUCAGAGAUGCUAUCGGUUUUGGUUAUAGAACAGAUAGAACGCGUGACAGAAAACCAGUCUAUGACGUUUUACUUGACAGUGCUUCAGACGGUCCAGAUGCGCUGGCUGAAGAACUUGAUUUAGUCAAAAACAUGAAUCUAGCUAUCAAAGAGGAACGAUACAAUGAUGCAGCCUUGUGGAGAGAUAAACUAAUGAAGCUUCGUAAAUCAAAGACGUAACAAUUAGGCAGAUCCAAAGGAUUCUCUUGUACAAAAGAAAGUAUCUACCGUUGCCGAGUGCUUGGUGGUGAUGGUGGCAUGUUCCCAGACUUCACUCGGUUUAACUCCAAAAAUUGACUGGUAAAAACGUAUAAGGGACCAAAUGCAGGUCAAGGGGCAGUUAAAGUUAGUUUCUGAGUUCUAAAAAAAUUGAGGCAACUCUGAAAUGUACAGCUUUGCGUUAGAUGAGUGCUGCCUCUAAGUUGACUCCGCGAUCAUGGAUGCCUGCCUCCUUGUAUAUUACAGAGCGCCAUUAUUACUUGAAAGUACCGAUUGUACUCAAUUGCAUAGUUAAACAUGUAUCGUCACAAAGUACGGCCGAUAUGUUGUACCACAUAUCAGUUGAAUGCUAAUGUCUGUGUACACAUGUACACGUGCUCAUUAUUUAUUGAAAUGUUGGAUGUGUUGAA